Molecule: messenger RNA, 6157 nt
Organism: Chelonoidis abingdonii (Abingdon island giant tortoise)
Lineage: Eukaryota; Metazoa; Chordata; Testudines; Testudinidae
Gene: HSF2BP
Product: heat shock transcription factor 2 binding protein
Cellular component (GO): cytosol
Source: RefSeq, a predicted model, not a curated record
CCAUUGUGCACCCAAAUCCCUUUCAGAGGCAGCAGGUUUGAUGGGAGUGCUGGGAGCCUCAUCAAGAGCAAUCUAGAGUUGAUCAUCAGAAGAUGCUUUACUCCCUUCCUGGGGGGUGUGGCCAGAGAUCACUGCUGACAAACGGGUGUUAAACAUCAUUGCCCACUGCUACCCCAUCCUCUUUCAUUUUUUGCACCUUACCUACCACUUUCUGCUGUCCCUCUUUAGGGACCCUUCUUGUGAGUGCCUGUUACAGAAAGAAGUGGCCUCUCAGAAGCCACAGAGAAGGUGCUGCAAGAGUACAGGGGUAGAGGCAUGAGCUUUUAAUUCUUCCUUAUUAUGAAAAUGAAAAUGGGGUCUUUGUCCUGUCCUACACCUGAGGAGACUAAACAAAUACGUUCACUGCCUCAGAUUCAGGAUUAUUUCGUCUCUUCAGGUUCAAGAUCGGUUCAUGGUUCUCAACUCACAGGACAGGCUUCCACAUAGCCACCAUCCACCUGGCCCACAGGAAGUACCUGAGAUUUACAGUGGGGCCUACUCACUAACAGUACAAAGUAUUGUUAUUUCGGCUCUUCACAUCACCAAGAGAUUCACAAAAUGCCUAACUGUGGUGAUGGCAGCAGUGUACCUGAGAAAGAGGGUCAUCCAUAUCUGUCCAUGGCCAAAUGAUGAGUUAAUUGGAGGCAGCUCACAACAAGAGACAUUAACAAGUUUCAGUUAUAUCCUCUGUCCAUUUUCCCAGCUGUACUUCUGGGAAAUGUCCCUGUGGCCCACCACCUCCCGCAGCUCCCAUUGGCCAGGAACGGCAAACCACGGCCAUUGGAAACUGUGGUGGUCCAUGCCUGCAGACAGUCAACGUCAGCAAAAUGUCUCACGGUCCGCAAUCAGAUUACCCUGAUGGGCCGCAUAUGGCCCGCGGGCCGCAGAUUGCCCACCUACUAGCCAGAGAACUUACGUCAGUGUGGGACCUCGGUGUUAUUCUCCUAAUACUUAUGGGGUGCACUUCCCGCUUUUAGCCUGACUCCUACUGUGCUCCAUCUGCCAUCUCUCAAAUCAAUUUUUUUUGGUGGCCAUCAGCCAACGGAGUGAGUGAGCUUCAGGCACACGUGACUGAACCCCCAUAUACAUUGUUUCACACAGACAAUGUGGUACUGGGACCUUAUGAAGAUUCAUACCCAAAAUGGUUUCUGAGUUCCAGUUAAGUCAAUCCAUUAACUUACCUGUGUUCUUCCCAAAACAACACUCAAGACAAAUGGAAAAGAAACUACACAGUCUGGAUAUAUUCAGAACUCUUUGAAAUUAUAUUGACAGGAAUACAUUUUUCAAAAUGUCCUCUGAUCAGUUUUGGCUACAGCUGGUUGUUUUAUCAAAAAGUUUGUCAAACUGGUUAACACAAAGUAUCUUGACAUGUUACCAGUUGGCUGGCGUACCUCCCCCACCAAAUAUUAAAGCUCACUCUGUCAGAACUCAAACGACAUCUUCUGCAAUUGCCUUAUAUUUGUCAAGCAUUAUUCCAAAUUUGGGAGAGCAGUACUCCAAUUUUGAUUUGACUGACACAGCUGUCACUCCUCAUUCAUACCAUCUGGAGAAGAUACUGUUUGCGAGUCAUGUACAGUAGGAUCCACACUGGCACAUACUUGAAGAAAAAAGAAUAGAUAUUUACCUUACAGUAACUGUGGUUUCUUGCAAUGAUGCCAUGACCUGCCUCCUUUCCUGCUUGUCAGAGUCCUCAGCAGCACAGGCUUUGAGUUGCGAGGGAACUGAGGGAAGAUUGCACACCGUCUGCCCUUUAUGUCUUUGUGUAGGAGCAUAAGGAGGCACAAGGUGCAUGUGUAGCCCUGACAGUCACUGCUGUUAAGAAAACAUUCUGACCUUGUGCGCAGGAGGGGUAUGUGCACUUACAAUAGGAUCCAGACUGACUGCAGCAUUUCAAAGAAUCACAGUUACUGUAGGACAUGGAGAAAAGAGAGCAAGAACUAGAGCAGAUAAGAAUGGAUUGUGAACACUUCAAAGCCCGUCUGGAAACAGCCCAAGCAGAUUGCAUGAGGGAGAAAAAGGAGAAACUAGCCCUUCGACAGCAGCUGAAUGAGGCAAGACAACAACUACUGCAGCAGGCAGAAUAUUGUACAGAAAUGGGAGCUGCAGUCUGUACUUUGUUAUGGGGUGUCUCUAGCAAUGAGGAAGCAGUUAAAAACAUUCUAGGAGGGAGCAAAGCAGUAAAGUUUUUCACAAUCACGGGACAAACUAUGGAGAGCUUUGUGAGGUCAUUAGGUGAAGACAUCAAACACCAAGAUCUGGAUUCUGAUGAAAAUCAGUUUGUUUUAGCUUUGGCAGGGAUUGUGACAAAUGUUGCUGCAUUGGCAUGUGGCCGUGAAUUCCUGGUUAAUUCAAGUCGGGUGUUGUUGGACACAAUGAUGCAGCUUCUGGGAGACAUGAAGCCAGGACUCUGUACCAAACUGAAAGUGCUAAUGCUGAUGUCACUGUACAAUGUGAGCAUCAACUUGAAAGGCUUGAAGUACAUUAGUGAAAGUCCAGGUUUUAUUCCAUUACUUUGGUGGCUAUUGAACGACCCAGAUACAGAAGUGUGUCUGCAUGUUCUACGGCUUCUCCAGUCUGUGAUUCUAGAACCAGAAGUUUUAGCAAAAUCAGCACCUGAGAUGCGUGACACCUUGCCAUUUCAACGUAUCAUAGCGCUGUCAAAGAGCCGCAACACAGAGCUGCAAACACUGGCGCAAGAACUGCUUGAAGACCUCAAAAUCCUAGAGUGUGAAGUGUAGAGACAUACUCACUAGAGUGUUACGACAUCAAAUGUUUAUAUUUACUCCAUAUUUUUAUGCUGCAAGAGUAUGCAAAAUAUUAUAGCAGAUUAAAAAUAUACAUAUUGAGUAAUUAGUAGAGGUGGACUUGGAUUGAAUCAUUUCAAUCUAUCUAGUUACCUGUAUCAGAAUCCCUGCCGCUAGCCAGGUAACCCAAUCCAAAUAAUACCUGGGGAAAAAACAUAUGUUGUUUGUUAGGUGCCUGAACAUAAUCCUAGAAGAGCUCCCAGAAGAAUGACAGGUUUAAUUUAUUUCAUAGGAUUUUGUUGAUAACGUGUUUCAAAAGUGAUCCAAACCAUAUGACCUGCUGGUGAUACAUAGGGAAUAAAAUAAUCAUCUGAAUUAUAGGUAGCACAUUCUUUAUUUUCAAGGAUAGCCAACCUUUUUGGUCCAGUUCAAUCCAUCUCUAAUAAUUGGUGUGCUAAAAGUCAACUUUGAUGCUUUUUAUAACUCUAGUGUUUCAGAAGACAUAAGAAAUUUCAUUUUUAUUGUUACUGUUUCUUUUCUCUAUCCUUUCUAAUCAAAGACAAUUGGAAUUGUGUGGAGUGUAUUAGAUUCUGCUUUAGAAUUUUUCAUUCAAAUUCAGUAGAGUUGGUGGAGAACUGACUUUACAGCUGCCAUGAAUAAUAGCAACUGAGCUUCCCAUAGGCCCUGCAGAAGGGAAAAGAGUGCUGUGGUCUCAGUAUACCUGGUUCUGUAGCCAAAGAGGCUAAAAUUAAUUACUGCUCUGUCAUGAACACUGUUGUAUUUAUUUGAAAUUCUCAUUAUUUUUUAGAGCUAAGCUUGCUUACCUCAAUUAAAAAAAACCCAAACCAACUAUAUUAUAUACUUUGCGAUGCUAUCAUUUAUGUGUAUCAAUAACGCUGUCAUUUCCUGUUUUCUUGUGUUUGUAACAUAGCUUGCAAUGUGACAGUGUUGGAAACAGUGACAGAUAAGAUAUGUAUUUUUACAGAAACAACAACUUCCUCUUAUCCACUGGUGUUAUGGUUCUUCACUGAUGAAGCCAACACAUUAACAAAAACGCAGCAUUGGUGUCUUCUAAAUCAUCUGUGCAGAAGACUCAGAACACAAUCUACUCAAAUCAAUUUUAGACAGUUUUGUUGAUGUGUCUUGCAUCUGCACCACGCUACAGCAUUUUUUUAUUCUUCAAGUAGUAGCACAAGACAAAAAACAAUGUAAAGCUUGAAAGUUCCAUCCCUGUUCAGCAAAGUAGUUAACACAGGCUUAACUUUGAUUUGGGAUUUAACCGCAGGCUUAAAGUUAAGCACACAUUUAAGUGAUUUGCUAAAGUGGGGCUCCAGUGCCACUGAACUCAUUGAUGACACAACACAGCAUACCUGGUUACAUUAAAUCAAGUGCAAGUCAAGUCAGAUACAUAGAAAGAAUCUUGUAGCUACUUCUUUGUAAUAUAUACACAAACUUGUUCUGUUUAGGGUGGAGUCCUUAGAAUAAAUGCAUUUUGUCCCUUAAUUAGCUGUUAUGGUCAAUGGGUCAUUUUAUAGCUGAGGAACUAUAAAAUGCAUUAGAUAAAGACAUAGUUGCACAAUGUUACAAAUAUUCAAUGUUAGAAAAUUUAGUAGAAAUGGAUGUAAAGCUCCUCGUUUCAGUAAUUCGCCAACAUACUAAAAAAUUCAGUGGAUCCUAAUUAGCAUUGAAUGAACAAAAUACAAUAUAUAAACUUCCCAGAAUGCAUGCCAUAAAUCAAAGGGUUAUCGCAAAAUAUGAGACUGAUACCACAAAUGAGGUUAGAUAGGAUAAGUGUAAAAAAGAGAUGCCAAGAGCACUUAGCGGGAGUUACAUGAUUUCUGAUCCAAGAAUAUACAAUACUCACUAUGGAUAGAUGUUGAUCAGAGUAAAAUCUCACACAUUAUUAAAAUACAUUUUCUUUGGAUUUGUUUUCUUACCUUGACCAGACACCAUCCCAUGAUGAAGUCAAAAUGGUGAUAGUCUAGGAAACUAGAGACCAUCAACUCAAGAAAGUGUUUAAUUUUAAAGUAUAGUAAAAGGCAAAAAACAGUCUAAUCACAUACUUUUCAGCUGAGGGGUGUUCUCCCAUUAAUAUUUUUACUCAAACCAUUGGAAGCCAGUAAGCAACAGAAAAAAAGUGUGAGUGUGUGUGUGUAUGUAGGUACACUCAGCACUUCCAUCCACAUUGGAGGCUUUGGUAAAAACCUUACAACUUUAUCUUGUCUUUAUCUUACACAUUUAUCAUACCUAGUGUUACUAAAGCUGGGGGCUCACCAUUUGAAGCACUGUGUCAGUUAUACCUGCUCUGAAUUGAAUGUUUUUGUAGUGAAUAGUCUUCAUUUAGUGCCUUGAUUUAUCUCCAUGUGACCACUACUGGAAAUUAAUCAGUUAAUCUGAUAGCAUCAGUACAUCUCCCAGCUCCCUUUCUCCAAGAUUUAACUUGCUGGGGCUAUGGGCCCCCAUAGUCAGACGUAAUGCUAUGGAUCCGCCAACUUUGUGGAAAUGCCUAUUUAGUUUUAAAAAUUUAAUUAUGCUAUUUUAAUAAAUAAGUAAAAGUAUAGCUGGCUCUGAAAAACUAACUGCAUCUUCUGAAACACUUGAAUUAUGAAAAACUCCAGAAACAAACAGGAAUAAAACAAAUAAUGUUUUAAGAUCGCUAUUACAUUUUUAAACAAGUUGUUUUUAUUGACGUAUUCAACCUGUUUAUUACAGUUCUUAGUGAAAUUGUUGUUGGUUUUAUGCAAAAGAAAAGGUAUUUUGUUUGGGUUUUGUUGGUGCAAAGGAAAUGAUAGUUCAGUAUAUUGCUUUUUUCAGUUCACACAAAAAAGUUUGAGAGUCACAAGGGCUGAACUGUUUUGAAGUCAGAUAAACCUGUUUUAAAUUUGUUUUUCAAGAAAGCCUUCACUCUUUAAAUAUUGUGGUGGAAUAAAUAGUGCCUUACUAGCUGUAGUACUUAUCUAUAGCUUUAAUAUUGUGUUGCUAUCUUUUUCUUCCUGUAUCCCAGAUUCAGUAGGCUCAGGAGUCAACCUCCUUCUCCUGAUUGCUGAGAUCUGGAAGCAAUCUGUUACUGAUUACAUUUAAUAGAACCCUUUGUAGUGGGAGUAAAGUCUGAUGGCUUCCAAACACAGAUAAUCUGACAUACCCUAGUUCCAGUUGUUUUCGGUUUUGCUGUCUCACUAGUAAUAAAACAGAGCAAACAGUUUAUCUUAUCCAGUGUUACUAAAGCUGGGAGUCACCAUUUGAAGCACUGUAUCAGUUACACCUGCUCUGAGUUGAAUGUUUUUGUAGUGAAUAGUCUUCAUGUAGUGCCUUGAUUUAUCUCCAUGUGACCGCUACUGGAAAUUAAGUAGUUAGAGUAUUGUGCCUCCCCCCCC